AUGAAAGAGACUAUCGUAUCAUCUCUGCCAAAUGCGCCAUCCAGUGAAGCCAUCUUACGGCACAAUUCAAUAACUAUUCGCGAUGCCCUCAAAAAAUUUCAAGCAUUUGCCGGUUUGAAGGUUACCGGUAAACUUGAUGCAGCAACAGUGAAUAAAAUGAAGCAAAAACGUUGUGGUCGUCCGGAUGUAAUAGCAUUACGACAGCAAGAUAAAUAUAAAUGGAAGAAGAAUGAUCUAACCUAUUCAAUUGAGUCAUUAACAAACGAAUUAUCUGAGAGUGAAGUGAGAGAAGCACUCAAAAAAGCAUCUGAUACGUGGUCAGCGGUGACACGUUUGACAUUAAAUGAAAUAUCACAAAAAGGUGACAUAACAGUUGCGUUUGCACGACGUAUGCAUGAUGAUCCAUGGCCUUUUGAUGGCGAAGGAGGUGUAUUGGCACAUGCAACACUACCGUCUUCCGGUAUUCUCCAUUUUGAUUCGGAUGAGAAAUGGGUGUAUAUGAAUCCAAAAGCUAUCAUAAGCUAUAAUACUACGGAUGUAUUACAAGUAGCAGUUCAUGAAAUUGGACAUGUUCUUGGUCUUGAACAUUCCUCAGAUUCCGAUUCUAUAAUGGCACCAUUUUAUCGCGAAGCAAUAGACAAUAGCGGAAAUUACAUUAUACCUAAAUUAUCCGCAUCCGAUAUUACAAAUAUACAAUAUCUUUAUGGAAUAAAUGAUAAGAAAUCAAAUCGACAAAAUCCAACAGCAGGAUAUGGUAAUGAUUUUGAAACUGAUUUAUCGAAUACUGAUAAUGAUUCAAGCAGUGAUAGGAAAAUAGAUAUCAAUUGUCCGGAUGAGGUUGAUGGUAUUAUUACAACUGAUGGUUCAAAUUAUUUGUUCAGUGGUAAUAAAGUAUAUGAAUUUGGUAAUACAGGUAUUAGAAAAGAAUAUUUGUUGAAAAAUCUUUUUCCAAAUGGGCCACCGUUUGUCCAAGGUGCAUUGUCAAAUCCACGUGAGGAUAAGACACUUUUAUUUCAUGAAAGAAUGGUAUAUUGA
Molecule: messenger RNA, 1035 nt
Organism: Loa loa (African eye worm)
Lineage: Eukaryota; Metazoa; Nematoda; Chromadorea; Rhabditida; Onchocercidae
Product: matrixin family protein
Exons: 9
Coding region: 1-1035 (344 amino acids)
Biological process (GO): proteolysis; collagen catabolic process; extracellular matrix organization
Cellular component (GO): extracellular matrix
Molecular function (GO): zinc ion binding; metalloendopeptidase activity
Source: RefSeq, a predicted model, not a curated record